CCCUUCGUCCUUUCCAGGUGGAUACCAAAAUUGUUCAAUGACUAUACAGCAUUUUGAUCAUGUGAUCAAAACGGUCAUCCAUUUUGUAACUUUCAGCCAGUAGGUACGAAGACCGAAUAUUUAAGAUUCUUCGGUUCGUUGGCACAAAUGGCGACGCUUAGGCUUAUGGACUAUCAAAGUUUGCGUUUGAAACGGUAGCCAGCUGAUGUGGGAGAAACAAUUUAAACAGUUUGUUAUCCUUAUCAAUGAAACCAAAGAAAGAUACAUGUAUGGAUAAUCAACAUGCAUCAGAACAGGAGGAGGAAAAAGAGACCAAGUUAUGGAGUUCGAACUGUAGAAAUCAGCCGGGGAAAGAAUGGCUUUGGUUUUACUAUUUCUGGACAAGCACCAUGCAUAUUAAGCUGUAUUGUCACAGGUAGUCCUGCAGAGAAGGCUGGCCUUCGACCUGGGGAUUUUCUCAUUGCUGUGAAUGGACAUAAUGUUUCGAAAGCUCCACAUGAUGAUGUAGUUCGUUUAAUUGGAAACUCUAAUGGAGUUCUGAAGUUGCAAAUUGCAGAAAAUUAUUACUCAGACUCAUCUGAUGAAGAGUUUGUUGCUGUCACCCGACCUCGGCCAAAAUAUCCUCAUCGUUUAAGACGACAUCAUCAGUUCAAUGUGUGUCGUGCAGAAAAAGUUGUCCAGGAUCUUCAAUCAGGAGCUCUGUUUGUAGAUUUACCAGGUGGAUCUACACCCCAUCCCAAUCAGAAACGUCAUUCAAAAGAUGGAGGAAAUCUUCCAAUUGAUGUGACACUCAACAUGGGCAGCAGGGCUAACAGACCCUUACUGGAUCUUAUUUUACAACAUAGACUCCGAGGAUCUGGUUCUAGAAGUUCUGGUUUAAUUGGUUCUCCAGUCUGUGAUCUAGGAGUUAGGGUCAUAUCUAAAAUCAAACAAACUCCAAAUUCAGUAAAACGUAAAGAUCAGAAGUUUCCAAAAAGCCAAAGUCAUCCUGAUCACCUAAAUAUAUCUGGUGUUACAAAGCCAUUUCAUUCAGUCUUCACUGAGCAAGAACUUAACAAUAUUCUAUACCCAACAGGAAGCAGACAGUGUGACCAAGAAGACAAAGAAGAUAGUUCAUCAAGUAACAUUAUCUUACGUGCUGUUGUUGGCUACUUGGGGACAAUUGAAAUGCCCAAGGAACCUCAAUUACAGAGUUGUCGUCUUCAGGCCAUCAGGAACUGCAUUCGAAGGUUAAGAAUAGAAAAAAAGGUUCAUACCUUAGUUCUGUUAUCAGUUUUCUCUGACAGUGUUGUUCUUACUAAUCCCCAUGGCUUAACUUUAGCAAAAUUUCCAGCUGAGAAGAUUACUUUUAGUGGAGUUUACUCUGAUGAUAAAAAGUUUUUUGGUCUGGUCACUACUCACAAUGUUAAUGAAGAUGUUGUUGAAGAAAAUAGGGUUUCUCCUUCAGCACUUAGUAGUUCAUGCCAUGUGUUUAUGGUUGACCCAAAACUUCAACCCCAUCACCAACAUUUGAAGCGUGCAAAAGCUUUCCAUCUCUCUUGUACAUUAAAUCCAGUAACUAAUCGAUGUAAAGAGUUUCCAGAAUCUGCAGAACCCAUCUUACAGGUUAUAACAGGCUUGUACAAAAGUAGACUCGGCCUAAACAUCGAUGCUGCACCUGGUUUAGUUGACAUAGAUGCUCACAUCUCUCCUCAGCCCAGCCACACCAGUAGCAAUAGCAGCAACAGUGACAGUGGAAUAGGUUUCAGAGAUGAAGUGGGAAAUGCCAGUGAUCGUGUGCUUAUCGUUGAUGUUGAAAACUUUAACCGCUACAGAACCAACAGCUUGGAUCGGCAGACAUUAUCUGUCCCAGCACUAAGCCUUACAAGGCAACCACUUCGAAUGUUACCAGUAUCUCAAGAAAACAAUUCUCAGACGUCGAGUAGUCAACACCAAAACAAUGAAGGAAAUAAGAAUAGCUCACCUCAAAACGUUCCUGAUGACCAAUCAAGUAGAUUGACUGUUCGAGCUAUGCCUGACCCUGUUGGUUUCCAAAGGGCUAAUGUUUCUCUGAAUUCAGAAAGACUUGAUGCUCAGACUAACCCAAGCAAUAUUCGUUUGAGCAUGCACAAGUAUAUGCAGCAGCAGAAUCAAGGAAAUUUUCUUGUUCCCCAAAACUACCAAACCUCUGGCUUCUCCAAGUCUUCAGUAGGGAGUAGCCAAGAUAAGUCAGAAGAAUGUAUUGUAAAGCAGAAACAAGUUUUGACUGGUUUCCCUAACACAACCAGCCAGCAUCUUGCAAACUAUAAGCUUAGUCCUAAGGUAUAUGGAUUAGACCCUGUCAUGUUGGUGGCCAACAAGUCUGAAAUUAAACAGUUAUGUGAAGGUGGUGAUAAUAAAGAGCCACAAGUCUUGAGUGAAAUAACAACAGAGUAUUUUGAUGAACAAACUAUAUUAAAUGUUAAAGACCACAAAGAUUGUGGUGAUUGUAAGAUUUAUGACAGGGUUGUGGAAGGAGCAGAAGAUGGAGAUGAGAGUAAAGCAGUUCAGACAUCAACACAGGAUGAAGAUAGCAGUGAAGAUGGCUGUCCUAAGAAGGUUGAACACGGACUGGAGGCAACAAAGAAGUGGGUUAGGACAUCUUCUCUUCGAAGGCACCUGGGAAGAAAACAGAGUGUUCGAAGAAAGACUCAUGAGGCAGGGACGGUAUCAGAUGGGGAGCUAGCUACCAGUAAACACUCCCCAGCAGGAAGUAUGCUGGACUUGAACCAGGCUAGUGACAAUUCCAUCAAAGGUAGCAGCAGUUGCUGUAACUCAGAGAGAGGAGUAGACGUUGGACGAGUUGGUGGGUGGGCAGCAGGAUUUAACCAGUUACUGGAAGAUCCAGCUGGGCUUUAUACCUUUACCGAAUUUUUGAAAAAAGAAUUUAGCCAAGAGAACAUGAUGUUUUGGAUAGCUUGUGAACAGUACAAGAAACUAGGUGAUAAAGAGAAGAUGAAACAGAUGGCCAAGGACAUCUUCAACAAGCACAUGUGUGUUGGUGCACUGGAGCCUGUCAAUGUUGAUAGCCAGGCAAGACAAGUUACAGCUGAUGGAUUAGAACAACCAACAUCUAACCUUUUUGUUGCUGCUCAGAAACAGAUAUUUAAUCUUAUGAAGUUUGACUGUUAUCAGAGGUUUCUCAAGUCACAGUUGUUCAAAGAGUGUAUGAUGUGCGAGAUGCAGGGACGGCCCCUGCUAUAUGAAGGACAAGCUGACACUCUAUUUGCUGAAUUUGGAAUUAGUGAUGACAAGGGAAAUUUUAAAGAGAAGAGUAAAGAGGAUGCAGAAGAGAGAAGAAGGAAGUAUCUUUUACCUUGGCAUAAAAGCAAUAAAAGUAAGCCUUCUGACAAUAAGAAAGGAGUAGGGAAGCUUGUAGACAGACAGUCUGAUCUCCGCAAAUCUUCAAGAAGGAAGAAAGAAAAAGAAAACAUUAAAGCUGAGGACACCAGUUCAACAUGUUCCACCAAUUUUACAGGAAGCCGUUCAUCAGUUGCAAGCAGUGAAUUUGGAAUGUUUUGUAAACCAGCAACAUCCAAAGAGUCCCUGAAUUCUAUUGAAGUAGCAACAUUUUCAAGCCAAUUUCUAGAGGGUUGUCACCUAUGUCGAGUAAUUCUCCCAGACAAGUCAACAACUGUAAUCAAGACACAGCCUGGUGAAACUAUUGGCACAAUGUUACGUAGAUUGAUUGAGAGGCGGGGAUUGGGUUUCUCAGCUGCUGAUGCAUUCAUUGUUGCUACAGGAAAGGCUGUUGACCAGAAUGCAGAUGUUGCAACUUUAGGAUACCAAGAACUUCGCAUGGAACAGCGAAUCCUUUUCUGCUUGGAUUUGCCUCAGAAGAAAGUCGUUGGAGUGAAGGCAAAACCUGGGAAGUCGUGUGGAGAAGUGUUGAAACCCAUUUUGGAGAAGUACCACUAUAAUAUAGAACAUGUUGUCCUUCAACUGGCUCGAACUCAGAAACCUGUGACAAGCCUGAUGCCAAUCUCUAUUUUAGAUAAUCAGCGAGUGUUGGUUCAAACUAAGGAUGACUACAAAGAGUGGGUUCCUGAAAGCGGUAAGAUAAUUCCAAUAGCUGUUCGGUUACAACAGCCAGUGAGUACUCCAGAACAAGAGGAUGUUACUAAAAAAGCAUUUGAAGAAUUGUUAAACCAAAGCUCGCAACUUCAAUUUGAUGACUUGGGUGUAGUGGAUUUAGAAAAUCAAAGAUCUGUGGAGAACAAAGUAAAUUCUUUGCAAGCAACACUACAACUACAAAGUGGUUUUACUGAACCAAAGAAGUUGCCAUCUGGCCUGGUUCGUCGCAACUCGUUUCAUCUAGACCACGAAAGUCAGUCCAGUCUGAAAAACAAAUCAAAGUUUAAUUUUGGUAACCGAACUUCUUUACAUGAAGCAAUGGGCAUAAGAGUUCAACUUCCUAUGCUGGAUCAUCCUAUUUCUAGUCAAGAUGGAACAAAACUGGAACGGGAUGACCUUUUUGAAGUGUGGAAUAGAGCUGAGAGGGGUCGACUUGAUGAUCAACGAGGCACAGAGAUCAAUUUUGAACUACCAGAUUUUCUCAAAGUAGAAUCUAAUUUAUUAAGUAAAAAAAAGCGGCUUGGGCAAAGUCUUCCUGCAGAACAGGAUCUGAGAGAAAUUGUGAAAUACAGAGGUAGAGACCAUUCAAAGAAAGAUAGAAGGUCACAUUUACCUUUUGCAAAGCUUGAAAAAGAUUUGGAUAUUUCACCGACCCUACACUUUUCUGAUCACAGUUUCAGUGUUGAUUCAAUUUUUCCUACUUCCGAACAAGCUGAGGAAUACUUUGGUGCCAGCUUGAGAUGUAGGCCUCACUUAGGCUUUCCAGGUGACAUGCAGGAAAGAUUUUUUUGUGAUUGGAGAAUUCCUCCUACAACUAGACAACGUCCAGUUCCUCCUUUGCCAGGUAUACCACUGGUCAAGCUCCCUCCUCGGCCUUCUUCCCAUCCAAUCCCACGUUUUCCACCAUAUCAACGACCUACUACCAGAAGUCUUCCACUCUGCAUUGAAGAGUCAAGUUUUAGAGCUCCAUCUAUAUCUCCAGCAACAGACAUGGAUGAUCCCUUGUUCAAGGAUAACAUAGAGACAUUAGACUUAGAUUUGGAUCUUGAUGUAAAUUUGAAAGCUCAGCAAUCAAAUGAUGAAUCCCUGAAUCGGUUGAAGAUGCCCCCUCCAUCAGUCUUAACCAGUACUGCUAUUCAUUUAGACAAGACCAAUUAUUCACCAGUUAAAAUAGCUAUAAGUGACAGUAGUUCAGAUAAAAAGUCUUUUUCCCCACCUCCUUGUCAUCAUUCACCCACCAGAAGAUUAUCCUGUGAACCACCCCCUCUUCCUCCUAAAGCUAAAACCCGAGGCCCUCCACCCCGCCCUCCUAGUCGUCAGUGUCCAUCUUUGAAUGCUCAUUGUUGUCAAGGUUCAGAAGAGGAACUAACUGGAGAGGAUGAUUUCCGUAUCCCUCUUGCCGCUACCACUCAGAGCAUAGCCAAUAGUAGGUCAGAGUUCAACAAACUGAAAAGCUGGACAAAAAGAGGACUUCAGCAUGAAAAGGAAAACUCGUCAACUAAAUGUAACAUUAGCUUUGUAUAAUCCAGCUUUCUCUAGAAAUAAAUCUUAUGGCAGUAGUUUUUUUAUGAUGUUGCCAUAUGUAUGAAAAUUGUAUAGGUUGAAACUAGAACAUGUUUUGUUGUUUCUCUUUAAUGUGUGUGUUUGAUAAUCCUAUACUUGUAAAGAAAUGCAAAUUUAGUGCAAGUGUUGUUGCUAAUCCUUUUAGUUCAUUGUGUUUUCAUGGUGUAGAAAUGUUUUGUUUUGAAAAUUGUGUUAACUGGGCACAAAAAUAAAUCGUAUCCCAACUCUUAUUUAUAUAAGCAUAAAAUGUCUAUUAUAAAACAAGAUAACAUUUCUUUAUAUAUAUAUAUAUAUAUAUGUAUUCAGGGAUUUAAAGAACUUAGUUUUUAGAACUGAAACAAUUAAAAGGUACAUCCAUAAGUUUUGUCUGAAGCUACUUGUUAUUUUUUUGAGAAUAUUUUACCACAAGAACUGCAUUUAUUUUGCUUUGAUUUCAACUACAGUUUACUUCCAAAACUUAAUUCUUGUUGUAUCAGUAUGACUGACCUAGGUGCCAGUAAUAGUCAUGUAGGCCUCAGCCUUCAAGUUUUAUUGACAAAUAAGUAGAGAAAUUAAUUUCAUCAGCAAAUGUUAAGAAACUAGUCUAAAUUUGUCAGAUUAAUCAGACUUACACACAAAUAUAUAUUACAAUAAUUGGUUCCAUCAGGCUGCUCCAAUUAGCCAGAGUCCUAAACUUAAAUAGCUAAUUAUCUGUUAUUUUAUCUUUCUUUUUGAUUGUACUCUUAAUUGAAAACAAGGAAGUAUGUAGGGAGUAAAUAAUUGAGAAUACCGACAUCGCCUUGCUGAAUAGUUUACUGAUUUCAUCUUCAUUUGAUUGCAGGGGAUCAGUGUUUACUUGAGAAAUGUUUUCAGUACAUUUGGUAUUGGUUAUGAGGUUGUGUAGUUCAUCUGUACUCCUAAUAUUUAUAGACAGCAGAUAAUGAUACCAUAUGAUCUUAUUGUUAUUUACCACUGAAAUUUAUGUAAUUGUAAGCUAUUCCAGUCAAAAAAGAUUUUAAUCAUGACAUCUGGACAUUCAUUGAGAGAGAGAAAAAAAGUAAUAAAAUAUGUAGGCACUAAGAUUAGUAUAUUUGUUACCUAGCUUUUUUUGCUAGCAUAGUUGUACGUAGUUAAGCAGGAUGGGCUGAAACUUGCAGGAGAGAAUAGGUUAAAAUAUAUUAAAUUUUUCAAUGUAAUUUAAAUACAGCACAUUGUUGCUCUAGUUUUUCCAUCAGUGAUUUUUGAAAAAGGAAUUGGAAGAGUAUGAAUGAAAUAUCUGCAGUACUGAAUACAAUAAGUGUUUGACAUUAGGCUCAAGUACCUAUUUCCUUUUUAUUCUACUAGAACUGACCAUGUAGUGUAGUUAAAAUAAUAAUAUCUGGCAUGAAACGCUAUCCUUGUCUAUCAUAUGAAAGUGUACAUACUGGAAAUUUUUUAACUUAUUUAUUUUGUUCAACUUGUGACCUUUGCUCUACAGUUUAAAGAUGGCCCAAUUUUUAUAGCCUUCUACAUGAAUAACAAGUUUGUGUAACGGAAAGUAUUCUUGCUGGUCCUGUCGUUAAUGCAAUAACUGUGCUAGUCGGUUUUAGUUGAAAGUAACUUUUUGAUUGAUGUUUCUUCUGUUAUUUACAAUUAGAUAUCCUUCAAGUUGUUUGUUUCACUUAUCUAUUAAAUUCCUUUCUUUAUCUUGUUCAGUGUUUAUGAUUAUUUGACAGCUGAUCUCCUGAAACUAGUUUUUUUUUUCAUACUUUAAACAAAUGAACUUUACUCUGUUAAUAAAUUCUGUUUUGUAAAUUAAGUUGUUUCUUCGUCUGAAGCUUGAUUUUAUCUUAGAAAUUAUUCGUAGGAUUUUUACUAGUAAUUCUAACAUUUCUAAUUUAUAAAUGUUAUGACAUAUAAAGCCUGAGCUAGCAAGCUUGACAGUUAUUGUUUAUACAAAUGAUUUAAAUGGCACCUAGACCACUGCUGUUGCUGUGUUUGUUGUAUCCCUGUUGUCUUGAUGAGCCUUGUUAUUGGAUGUGACAGGUGUAGUUUGGUUGACAUAUUUCUUCUUUUUUUUUCUAUACUUUCAAUUGUAAGCUCUUAGAAUUGCUAAUAUUAAACCAGUAAUUAUAAUUGUUAUGGUGAUGUGAUAUCACUUUGGUGUUUAUACUUACAAAAGGUAACAAAAAAAAUAUUUUGUGGAGUAGAGAGAAAACUUAUAAAUUAAGAGCAUAUUGAAGGAAUAAAAUUGGACAGACUGACAUACAUACAGAAUUUUCCUCUUAUUUGGUAGCAAGAAGUCAUAGGUAACCUGAAAUGUAAUCUAACAGGAAUCUUUUGUAGCAAAAAAAGUAAAAACUACAGUGGAGUUAUUCUAGAAAAAGAGUUCUUUGUUUUCCUUUGCACAUCCACUUUUGGACUUUAAGAAGUAAUUUAAUUGAGGAGUGGAAUGGUUAGAUAUUGGGUUGACCCUUAAAAUCAAAGUUAAAUUAUGUUAAUUCAACACUUGGGCAACGUUUUAAAUGUUAAUUUUACAGCCCAGAAUUCUGUUAGUCAGUCCUAACUUGCACUACUUCUUAUGCAUUGUUUUUAUUCAUCCCAAACUAAGAUGCUAAUGCAAGCUGUUCACCACCAUGAAAACAUGUCUAAGAUGGGGGCUCCUCAGUCAGAAUAUGGAAUGUUCUGGAGUGGUUUUGUGCUGAAGGAGUUUGGGAGCCCCUGGUCUAAGAAUAUGUAAUUAGAUCAUUCCCUAUUACAAGGUACUACAGAAAAGUGCUACAAUUCAGCUACCUGUUUUUCAAAUGUUUAGAUAUUUAACUUUUUUGGACCACUUGUUAGCAGCUUAAUAUUCCAUUGGUCUUAAAAGUUUCUAAAUCAGAUGUUUAAUUUUUGAUUUAUAUUAAUACUAUCAUGAUAUCUUGAAUCUUUAAGGUAUUGUUCCUAACUCAGAUGAUUUACAAAAUAGUUCAGUGCUAAAUUUGUUUCAUCGCUUUUAACGUGUUAGAUGUGAAAAUAUUUAAAUAUCUUAACUAAUUCCACAUAUUGUCGCCAGAUAAUUCCACAGAUCUUUUUUUUUUUAUGAGUUUAUACUUUAGCCAUAAGUAUUCUUUGUUAUGAAAAACUUUAAUACUACAAUCGUGUAGUUUAGUUUUGGCACCUUUGUUCUCUGUCAUUUUGGAAGAAUGUCAUAUUCCUGUACGUAUAUGUUUUUUUUUUUUUACCUCGUGUUCGAUAUUGCUAGAUAAUGUUUUAUUGGAGGUUUUGUUAACCUCACUUCUACCAUUGUCUUUGGCAUUUUUACUUUAUUUUCACAUUUCUGUUUUGGAGAAUGUAAUAUGUAAAUAUUGUGUGUGGUUCAAGAGUUGUACGUAGUAAUUCCAGAAUAUUUCUUUCGUGAAUAUAAUAAUUGGUAUUGGAUAAUUAUUGAUAUUUUUAUAUAAACUUGUUAAUAUUCAUAUUUGUGUGAAAUUAGAAUUUCUGUAUGAAAGCGAGUGCCAAUUUGUAAGUCAUAACAAUCGUACAAUAACAUGAGUAAAUGAUGUGGCUAAAAAAUGUUUCUUAACUUUGUCAGAAAAAUAUUGUACAUUUGUAGUUGCUUGGGGUAAUUUUUUGAAUCUGGUGUAUAACCUGAACAUUUUCUAUUUGUGAAGGUGGUGUUCGUGAACAAUAUUUAUAUUUGGGUUGGGAAGGAGCGGUAGAAUUACGUCACAACACAAUUCCAGUAUUGGGUUUAAUACAUUGUAUAUUUAUCUUCAGAAUAAAGCUUUUUAUUUUAUA
Molecule: messenger RNA, 9393 nt
Organism: Limulus polyphemus (Atlantic horseshoe crab)
Lineage: Eukaryota; Metazoa; Arthropoda; Merostomata; Xiphosura; Limulidae
Product: regulator of G-protein signaling loco-like
Exons: 15
Coding region: 283-5616 (1777 amino acids)
Biological process (GO): signal transduction
Molecular function (GO): GTPase activator activity; protein binding
Source: RefSeq, a predicted model, not a curated record